AUGAUCUUCGCCAACCUCAAAACAGGAAACUACAUGCAAGCCCUCUCGUACCUCCCCUGCGGCGCCCUCAUCAAGAAACACCUCUCUGGUCUCUUCAUCCCGAGGAAAUUGUUGCAGGAGAAGAAAGCGCAUCAUGCACUUACGGUGUCGAAGGUUAUGAAUAGGCUGGUUGUCACGGAUCCGGAGAAGCAGAAUGAUUUACUGGGUUGCAUCUUGCGCAAAACUGGGUCUGUGUCUGGGCCUGGGUCUGGGCCUGGUCAUGAGAAUGAUAUCCUCCGCACAGGAAUGAACACCCAAGAAUUGAUCGCUAAUUCCGCACUUCUCAUCCUCGCAGGCAGCGACACGACAGCUACAGUGUUAUCGGGCCUGACGUAUUUCCUGUUGAGGGAUAGGAGGGUUAUGGAGCUGGUGGUGAGGGAGGUGAGGGGCGCGUUUGAGAGGGAGGAGGAUAUUGUGCUUGGUGCUGGAGGAGUGGGGAAGUUGAAGUAUAUGGGGGCUUGUUUGGAGGAGGCGUUGAGGAUGUAUCCUGCUGCGCCGGUGGCAUUGCAGAGGAUUGUGCCUGGAGAGGGGGCGUGGAUUGCUGGGGUGUGGGUGCCUGGUGGUACCAUCGUCUCCGUCCCACAAAUCGCUACGAACCUCUCAACCCUCAAUUUCCACCUCCCAGACUUCUUCGUCCCAGAACGCUUCCUCGGCGAUGAGAGAUUCAUCAAUGAUCAACGACAAGCUUUGAAUCCCUUCAGUUUGGGACCGAGGAAUUGUAUUGGCAAGAACCUCGCCUACGCUGAAAUGCGUCUCAUUCUUGCGCGUGUCCUCUGGAAUUUCGAUAUUGAGUUUGCUGAGGGAGAAGAGAGUAAGGAUUGGUUGGAUCAGAAGUCUUGGACGUUGUGGGAUAAGGGGCCGUUAAAUGUGGUUUUGAGGAAGAGGGAGGGGAUUUGA
Messenger RNA from Cadophora gregata, 936 nucleotides. RefSeq lists its product as uncharacterized. Bases 1 to 936 code for a protein of 311 amino acids. The record is from RefSeq and is a predicted model, not a curated record. Gene Ontology annotation, molecular function: iron ion binding; monooxygenase activity; oxidoreductase activity, acting on paired donors, with incorporation or reduction of molecular oxygen. NCBI's taxonomy places the organism in Eukaryota, Fungi, Ascomycota, Leotiomycetes, Helotiales, Ploettnerulaceae. The transcript has 3 exons.